AUGAUUGGCAAGUACGGGGAGGUUGUUUGGUUUGCGGUGUCGACAUGGUGUGACAGCGUGAAGAUUAUUCGGCGUGCAUCGGCCGCCGUGGCUACUAUACCGAAGGCUCUCGACGCCGAGCACCCUAUUGACCCCUCUCAAAAGCUGCAACUCAUUAUAUCCUUCAUUGAAACCUGUGUCACCGGAGUUUUCCCUGGUGGGAGACAAUCGUCCAUUGCCAAGAUCCCAGCUACAUGGUUCAGCACCGUUUUCAAUGCAGAGGGCAUACUUUCGGUAACCCUUCCUAGGGUCACUUCAUCGUCCCCCGAAAUUACAAGUCCAGUGCAGCGUAUGUUCGAGGCUUUCGGCUCCUAUACGAAUGUUGACCCGUUCCUGCUCGCGGAAAAGACCAUGAAUCAAAUUAAGGGUGCUUUUGCCGGCUUCGGCCCCGCGAUUGCGAUGGAAAAUCUGGACGAGGUCUUUUAUGACAGCAUCGGCGGUGACACCACUGCGAUCAGAGAACAUGCGCGGCAAAAAUGGAUGACAUAUAUCCAGAAGUCUAUCGCCCUUUUUGGGUAUCUUAAACACACAGAGUUUCAGAGUCACUUGGACGCCGUGGUAAGCAACGUCCGAACCCAACUUGCUCUCACUGAGCAAAACACUUCCGGCGGGGGUGGUCUUGUUGCACACUGGGACGAAUUCUGGUACGUUCAGAAGGAGGAGAUGUCCAAGUUUGCCCAGCAGCAGGUUCGUGACCAGAUCAUGCGUUUGUCCUAUCUGGUGUCUCGGACAAGGCCGGCCAAUACAAUGGUGUGGACAGUGUUGUUGGACACCUGA
Messenger RNA from Dichotomopilus funicola, 816 nucleotides. RefSeq lists its product as uncharacterized. The coding region runs from base 1 to 816 and encodes 271 amino acids. The record is from RefSeq and is a predicted model, not a curated record. The transcript has 3 exons. NCBI's taxonomy places the organism in Eukaryota, Fungi, Ascomycota, Sordariomycetes, Sordariales, Chaetomiaceae.